Molecule: messenger RNA, 2826 nt
Organism: Thamnophis elegans (Western terrestrial garter snake)
Lineage: Eukaryota; Metazoa; Chordata; Lepidosauria; Squamata; Natricidae
Product: bone morphogenetic protein 8B-like
Biological process (GO): SMAD protein signal transduction
Cellular component (GO): extracellular region
Molecular function (GO): growth factor activity; cytokine activity
Source: RefSeq, a predicted model, not a curated record
AUGCGGCUCUCAUCGGGCCUGGUAGCAGCGGCGCUGCUCCUCAUCGCCGCGCUUCUGCCGGCGUCCCACCCCCGCGAGGCCCUCGCCCGCCGCCCGCUGCCCCCGCCGCCCGCCGCCCCGCGACGGCUGAGCGGCAGCGAGCUGCAGCGCGAGGUGCUGGCGCUCCUGGGCCUCCCCGGCACCCCAGCCGCCCGCCGCCCGCGCCCCGCAAGACGCGCCGGCCCGGCCGCCGCCGCCGCGCCGCUCUUCAUGCUGAGCCUGUACCGCGCCUUGGCCCGCCAGGACGACGCUGAGGACAGCCCCGCGCUCAGUGCAGCCGCCGACGGCGCGGACACCGUCAUGAGCUUCGUCAAUCUGGUUGAGCUGGACAGAGGUAUUUUCCAGAAGAAGCCUUACUGGAAAGAAUUCAGGUUCGACUUAACUCAGAUCCCAGCGGGGGAGACUGUCAUGGCGGCCGAAUUCCGAAUUUACAAGAUGAAAAGUUACACCUGCCAUGUUAAUCAGACCCUUCACAUCAGCAUUUACGAGGUCAUCCAGGAGCACCCAAGCAGGGAAUCUGAGCUUAUGUUCUUAGUUCUUCAGGAAUGUCUGGCUGGCAUGGAUGGAUGGCUGACCUUCGAUGUCACAGCUGCUAGUAACCACUGGUUGUUGAACCGUAAAUACAAUUUGGGGCUGAGACUUUAUGUGGAGACAGAGGAUGGAGAGAGUGUGGACCCAGGACUGGCCGGCCUCUUGGGUCGCCAUGGACCACGUUCCAAGCAGCCCUUCGUGGUGACCUUUUUCCAGGAGAGUGAAAACCAAGUCAGACUCCCCCGAGCAGCCAAGCAGGCAAAACGACGACUGCAGCACAGGAAGAGCUACAGCUUCCCGCACUCCAACAGGCUCCCAGGGGUUUUUGAUGAUGUGCAUGUUUCUGAACAUAGCCAGGUCUGCAGAAGGCAUGAACUGAAUGUCAAGUUUCAAGAUUUUGAUUGGCUGGACUGGGUGAUUGCCCCCCAGAGUUACCCCGCAUUCUACUGUGAUGGAGAGUGUGUGUUUCCCCUGAAUUCCUCCAUGAACGCCACCAACCAUGCCAUCGUCCAGUCGCUGGUCCACCUGAUGAAGCCUGAAGCUGUUCCCAGGGCCUGCUGUGCCCCCACGAAGCUCAGUGCCAUCUUUGUUCUCUUUUAUGACAGCAACAACAACGUUAUCCUCAGGAAAAAGCGGAAUAUGGUGGUGAAGUCCUGUGGCUGCCACUAAUGCUGUGCCCAACCCAGGCCCUUUCUGGGGAGGCAGGCCCUUGACACGGAUGGGGGCGCACGGUUACUACCUGCUUCUAAGCGGAAGACCCUUUGAUGGACAGGGAAAGAGCAUCUGCCUGCCCCAUGGACUGGGACGAAGGAGGGCCAGCCUCAGACCUGAGGACAACACAGGGCCCUGCCAUGGACUCCCGCUGCCAGGAGAGGUUCUGCUUCUUAACCACACAAACAGAGAAACAGCUUUGCCAAGGGAAUGGAAAGACAGAUGAACAGGCUGCAUACAUUGUUUAGCUUGCAUUUUGGAGUGACCUCUUCCACCCCCUCCCUGAUCCUGCACCACAAAUUACAUUAAACCAAACACAUCAAAUAGAUUUAUUUUGUGCAAAUGCAGGCUGCAGUUUAUCAAAUAGCCCUAAUUCUGCAACAAGCAAGAGGAGUGGUUGUUGCAGGGAACCCCAGAUGUGGGCAGCUCUCUGCAGCUGGCAAGCCUUCCUGGUCCCAAGAGCAUCAUUUCCAGGGCCUGAGCAGAACUGUAGCCAGGUGCUUCCUUGGCAGCCCCUUUCCAACUUUGCUCUGUCCUCACAUGGCUGCAAUCCAGAGACAGCCCUGUCACAGGUGCCCAGAGACUUUAGCAUAAACCAAGAUUGGCAUCUUGUGGCAUUCCUCCUGAAGUAACUGCUUCCAGAGGCUCCAUUGUCAAUGGGGCAAGUUGUUCAGAACCCCCCCCUCCCCAGCCUUCCAGUUCAACCUUGAUUAACUGGGGAUGAGAGAGCAGCUGUGUGACUGGGCCAGGGGGAAAAACAGUUUAACCUGCUUAUAAAUGCAAAGUUACCUAAUUUCACAUUUUGCAAUCAUACUCAAACGGAAGCACAUUGAUCAUUAGAAAUUUAUACCUCUCCAAAUUUUGCCUUGCAAUGCUAAAAGGAAAUCUCUAUAAUAAAUGUAUAGAAGUUGGGUAUGUAAUACAUUAGCUAAGAAGAAUUGCUUAUAGAUGGGGCUUCCGGUUAGACAUCACGGUGAAGUCAGGAUAGGGGAGUGUUACUUUGUACCCUCCACGCCAAAUUCUCUUUGUCCCCACCUCCCAGGGGAAUAAAGUCACUCUGUAGUAGUGACAUACAAAGGAGAUUCUCCCUGUAGGCUGCAGAAAGUGGUGGCUCUCUUGCUUGACAUAGGGUUUCCUCUUUACUGAAGACAAGGCAGCCAAAAUGGCUACCAUGAAGUUGGGGCAACCAAAGAAACAAAGAUUGUGCAGGAGCGGGGAGAAUACACAGUGAGUGGAACUGGGUGGGGUGAUUUUUAAACUUUAACAAGGAUUUGACGCUAAAAUAAAAUAAAUCCGGAAGAAGGGACUCUCUGGAAUGUUUGAAAAAGGUGACCAAAGAGUGUUAGAGUAAAAUUAUAUCCAAAUAGGAAGAAUCCAGGAAGAAUUACAAAAUACAGGAAGUUUGGAUAUAUAAUUUUUAUUGGCAUGACUUUAAAUAGGCAUUUUAAAAUGCUAGAUAUUUGACUGUUUAUUGAACAAUUGGAAAAAAAUUGAAUUAAUCUGGAAAUAAUUAACUGGAAUUAAUUGUAUUUUAAACAGAUGGCG